This is a messenger RNA of Culex quinquefasciatus (southern house mosquito), 6386 nucleotides long. RefSeq names its product centrosome-associated protein 350. Gene Ontology annotation, biological process: microtubule anchoring. Gene Ontology annotation, molecular function: microtubule binding. The coding region runs from base 330 to 6110 and encodes 1926 amino acids. NCBI's taxonomy places the organism in Eukaryota, Metazoa, Arthropoda, Insecta, Diptera, Culicidae. Gene Ontology annotation, cellular component: centrosome. The record is from RefSeq and is a predicted model, not a curated record. The transcript is spliced from 6 exons.
CCAAACAGAACGAAAGUGAAUCAAGCAAGGAAGAAAAACGCGUUCGUGGCCGGUUUCGUGGGAAAAUGGUUUAGAAUUUUCGGCAAUUUGUGCCUAAUUUGAGUGAGAUUAGUCGUGAAAAGUGUAACAUUCGAUAGAUUGUAGCUUGUGAAACGAAAUUAUGGUGAAGGUUUGACGAAUUUUGCCGUUUCGCUGCCGGAAAGAGGCUUUUGAAAAGUGAAGGAAUUUUUGAUUGCGGAAAUCAAGGUUGUCCUUCAACACUCUUUCGCGAGAAGAAGAUGAACCAUUGAAGAAGCAAUUACCUGCAAUCUCAGGUAUUGGAUUGCGAGAUGACUGACUCGGAAAGUCACUCGCUGUCGGAGAAGGGUAGCCGUAAUUCUGCUACCUUUUCGAUACACUCGCUGGAGGAUGUCCCUGUGCGGAAGAGUGCCGUUCAAAUAAUCCGCGAACGUAGCACGGACAUGUUUCAUCACCACCCGCCCGGAUCUCCCCGCAAGCAGCGGGCCACGAUGCAAAUCACCAAGCUGGUCCUGAAGGAUCCGCCCACGAGUCCGUCCCGGCGGAAGAUUAUGCCCGUGGUAAUUAAAUCGAUCCAGACGUACACGAGUUCGGCGCUGACCAACUGUGGUCAAGAGAAUCGGAAGAUGUCUGGGGGCGAGUCCCGGCCGGAGGAGGAUUUUAAAAUAAUUCCCCUGCUGAACGCCGGUCAGCUGAUGGAACAGUUUGAGGCGCAGAAAACCGAGCGGAACGCGGCGAGUAGCGACUUCCAGAGCUAUCUAGUUGAGAGCUUCAACAAGGAGAAUAAAGAGAGGGCCGCCAUUCAAAUAUCCAAGAUAUCCAUGCCCAGCGACGAAAGCGCCGCCAACUUGAUCUCCGCACCGCAAGCAAAUCAAGGCAAAUCUGACAGCAGUUCGUCCGCCGCCACAAAAACUGUCACCUCCUCGGCAACCUCCAGAAGCCACGCGGCAACCGCACCCUCCGGAACCGGCAAGUCCUCUUCCACGACCACCACCACAAGCUCAUCCGAUUCCUCAGCGCUACCUCCACCGCCUCCCGUCCCAGAAAAGAUGCCCCCAAAACCACCGUCCGUCCGACGAACUGCACGACCCCGAACCCAACCGGAACCGGCGGUUCCGGAAGCUCACAAGGAAAAGUCCUACGACCCACAGCGAGCCCGCGAGUACAUCAAGGAACAACAGGCGAAGCGAAAGCAGGAAAAACGAAGCUCCGGUCCGCCGGCCAGUGAAAAGGAGCUGAUCCGGAAGCGGUUGGACGACUUGCGAAAAAACUCGCAAGUGUUGGUAAACAAAAACGUCCAGAAAGCGCGCAAACGCUCCCUCUCAGCCACACCCGCCGCAGCGAGCGGUUCAAGUCAAAAGUCCGGAACGCCACUGCGGGCGCUCGACAGCGGUGGCCGCGGAAUACCCCCACAGAAGCCGCUCCGAAAGACUGUGUCCACUUCUUCGCUGAAGGCCGUCGGUUUGCCGCCGGCGACCAGCUCGGUCAAGUCGUCAUCGGCGAACUCGUCGAGACGACGGUCAUCGCUGCUGAAAGCGGAUCUGUCGGAAAAGAUGGGCAUCAUGCGCAAGCCGGAAGAGGUGCCGCUCGGGGACGUGCUGGUCAGUCCGCUGCGGAUGGUGACGCCGCCGAGUCCGCCCCGGUUUGAGCAGCGAGUUGAUGAGCUGGGGAAGAGGUUGAUGGAGACGCAGGAAGAGGGCGAUCGGAGCCGAUCGUUUUUGGAGCUGGAGAAGGAGCUGAAACUGGAGGUGCCGGAAGUGACGCUGGUGCCGGAUUCGAUAAUUAGGAGAACUGCUCAAGUUUCAAAUGAACCUGUCGAAAGGAAAAAAGAACGCAAGGAACCGCAGCCGCAGCAGCCCUCUAAACCGAUUCCAUCCUGGCUCAAGCACACCCUAAUCCAGCCCGAUCCAUAUCCGUUCAUUGUGGCCGUCCGAAAGAAGUUGGAGGCCGCGUGUAACCGUCCCGACGAACUGCCGGUCACCGGAAAGUCCAGAGCUAGCAAGUCCAGCAAACGCUGCGACGGAUAUCUCAAAACGUUGAAGUCUGUACCGUACAUCAGGAAGCCGUCCAAGGCUGGUGGUCGCGACGAAACCCCGCCCAACAUUUCCUCAAUUUCGCAUCAAACGUCCGUCCCCAACACUACCUCCGACAUCAGUUCGAUCCGGUCGGAUUUCGUACUGUCACUGCCGCCGCUCAGCAGCACCAAAAUCGACACCAACGCCACCUCGAACAGUGUUCAGCAACCGCAAGUAGUUAGUCCUCUCUCGGUCGAACGCAUCUCGAACCUCAAAAUCACCGCCGCCGACAGCUCGCUGGAAAAGGUCAACUUUACCCGCGGAGACGACAUGCCCAACGCGGACCUGAUUCCGGACCGGGUGUCGUUCAGCGCUCGUCACGUGGUCGACCUGGACCAAACUGGGCUCAGCGUGAACACUUCGGAGAAGCAACGAAACUUCCUCCACAACUCGUCACAAGCGGAAAACACCACGCACGAGUACCAGCGAAUGCUGGAGGCGUUCAACCGCAGUCUGUCUCAGGUCAUCGAGGUCAACCAGCAGCUGUACUCGACGCGAAAAAUCCGCGACGAAAUGACGCAAACCACGCCGGUUCCGGCGGCGUCAGCGGGUUCAACCACCGCCAACGGCUCCUCCUCCAACUACACCGACGACUUUGAGCGAUCGGGCGCCGCCGCCGCCGUCCAGAAGAGCGACUCCACGUCGAGUGCCGAUUCAACGCCCCAGAAGAGCUCGUUCACAACGACGACCGCUCCGACGACCAGCAGCAGCAGUUCCAACGACAGUCCGGACAGCAAAACGAACUCGAGCGAGUCGGAGCAGCUGCUGCUGGACUCGCGCUCGUUUGCGAGCCUCUCGGACAGCCACAACACGAAUCCGCCCAUGCCGGAGGAGUAUCUGCCGUCGUUUGAGGAGAGUCUCCGCAGGCGGGAGGAGGUGGCUGCGGUAGCGGACAAGAGUGACGAACCGGUGUCGGCGACGACGGAAAAGGGCGUUUACAGCAGUAGCAGCAUCGCGACGCAGAUUAGCGACGAAGUGAGGGAGGAGGUGCGGGCGGUGAACAGUGUGGAGUCGAUCAGCAUGAAGUUUUCGGCGGGCAGUGACGUCGCGAACGAAGAGGUUUCGCCGAAGGUGGAGAUGUUGAAACAGUCUGUCACGAGUGCAAGUUCGGGCUCGGAAAUGGAGGCGGUAAACGCGAGAGUUGCGGAUAGUGAGCGUGAGGAAGAUCAUCGGAUGAACGAUACCACGAUGGGAAGUGAUAUUCUGGCCAUGUUUAAUAGGACGGAUUUGGAGAUUUCCGUCAUGUCGACGACGGUGUCGGAGGCUAAUCUGAGCUAUUCGUCUAUUGGAUUGUACGACCAGCUGAUUCAGAGCGAAAAAUCCAAAACGGACCAGCUCGCGAGCCGCGCUCGCCUCAAGGAGAAAGCCCUGCUCGAUCGCACCAAGGGCCAGCUGGCUUGGCUCGAGCUGCAGAAGCAACAGUACCGCGAGCGUGGAAUGCUGGAACAAAUUUCGACCACCAAGAAAAAGCAGCGUGCGAUUUUGGUACGGCUGGAGCGCGAGCGGGCUGAGUUGAACAGGUUUAAGAAAGCCGCAUCGGAAGUUCCUUUGAGAAGCGUUGGAUCGCGCUCUCCGCAUAGGUCGAUCGAGAAGCUGAACUCGUUCUCGUCCGCAAGCAACUCGAUAUCGCUGCGGAAGUCUGCGGCCGGAUCGGGUAGAAGCGAAAUGGGAUCGCCUCAGCUGCAGCGAAAGCUGACGACGACCACAACCAUGACGACGAUGCUGGCAGCCGUGCGGGGCGUCGAGUUGGAACCCAGCGGAAGUUUGGAAAACAUCCUCCAACGCCGCGAGCAGGAACUGCAGAAGCGACGCGAGCACGUGCAAGCCCUGCUCGAGUGGCACCGCAAGCUGGACCAGGAGGAGCAGCAGAUCCGGGAGAUUGAGCAGAACCUGCUGCGGUACAAUCGGGACAAGGUUGAGGUAGGGUCGAAGGGCAAUGACACGAGCGUGGCCGCCCUCGGCAGGAUUCGCAGCAUCGAGGCGAGCCUGCAAACGCUGCAGCAGAUUCCCGACGAUCGGAAUGGGCAGCAGCAGCAACGGAGAGAUUCGACGGACGAAGAAGUGCAAGCGAGUGGUGGGAAGCUGAAUCGAUUGUGGUAUCGGUUGACCGGGGUGAAGGAGGCCCGGUACGACACGGCACGGAGUUACACGUUGACGAAAGCGAGUUUGGAGCGGUUGUACGAGGAGGCGAAGGCGAAGGUGCUCGAGGGAUUUACGACGACGACGCUGCUGGAUCUGUCGCUGAGCGGAAUCAACAGCACGCAGGGAAGUGUGGGUAACGUGAGUGUGAUUGAGCGGAAGGAAGAGGGUGAGGUUGAGGUCGUGAGCAGCGAUACGAGUUCGUUGAAGACGACGUCGGAGGUGCUGGUGGCGGAGAAAGAACUGGAGAGUUCCCAGCAGGAAACUUCCAGUGGGAAUGGUGAAGUGGCUGAGGAAGAAGUGGAGGAGGAACUACCGGACGUGGAGGAGAUCAUCUCCAGGGUUAGUGACAUCACGGACAACAUGAAAGACCUGCUGUCUUCGACGACCAAGCUGGACGAUCUGCUGCAGAGUCAGCAGGACAAGCCGGCGUCCGAAUCGGUAGAGUUUCACACGACGAUCGAUGAAGGGGAUGAGGAGCGGGACUCGACCGGUCAAAACAACUACUCGACUUCGUUCGAUGCUUCGACGAUUGAAGAGCUUCCGCGGCAAGUGCUGGAAGUCAGUCAGCUGAUGAUCGAGGACACUUCCCUUCCAGCCGGAAUUCUGGACGACUCCAUUGCGGAAUCGAUUCCCGAAGUGUCGGACAAAAUUACACCCGUCUCGGAAGCGUCGCUGGAGGAAGCUAGCUCGAUGGCAUCGUCCGCGACUACGCCGACCACCGCAGAGGAAACCGAAACGGAGUACAACGAAGUGGCUUCCCCGGCACCUCCGGUAGUCGCGUCCGAGUUGGAGAAGCGCCUCGUACAGCUGAACGACAAGCUCGGCGAGCUGAGCGACAGCUUCGAGCGCGUUCCCCUAAUGCGGUCUCCCGACCGACAAAUCGCCUCCGACAGCAGUGAACCGGCCAGCAGUUCAACCGUCGAGGAAGACUUGCUUGGGAACACCCUAAAUCAGAAGCCCGAAUCACCACCGGAAGCCCCAAAAAUCGAGAUCAAAAUCCGCACCAAAACCGUCAACGACACCUUCCCGAACCUAGCAGCUCCUCCCCCAGCCAGUCCCCCAUCCAGCCCAACGUCCGCCCCUCCCGUCUUCUCCCCCACCGCCACCUCUACCAACCGCAUGCCGGACAUCAUAAACGAAGCGGAAGUCCUCCGACGCCAAGAGCUCCAAAUCGAGCAAGAAAUCAAGCAGCUCGAACAACAAGUCGUCUUCCUGCGUGAAAUCCCCAACAAACCACCCCCGCCCUACAUCCCUCCCGCCAACGGCAGUCCCCUCGCGCUCAUCUUCCCCACCGAACAGCGCAUCGACGAACUCAUCGAGGACCGCACCCGCCACCUCUUCCACUCCUCGGACGCCACCCCGCCCCUCACCUCCGACCACGUGACCAACAUCUACGAAAAGCUCGUCCUGGACAUGUGCGCCGAGCUAUUCACAGACCUCCGCGCCCCCACCCCGGACGUCUCGUUCCGCACCGUCCGCCACGACAAGCGGCCGCUCGCCUUCUUCAACCCGCCAAACGCCCUCAACUGUCUGCAGCACCACAUGAAGCGCAAAGUCAAAAAGAUCCUCAACGAGGAAACCCUGGCCCAGCAGCAGCAGCAAAAUCUGCACCACUGUCCGAUGCCCUACCUCGGUAUGGCCGUCCCAGGGAUCGGUGGGGCAAAGCGGAAGCGCGACCAGGUGGACGAAAUUCUCGCCCAGGAAAUGUGCGACGAAGAGCCGCGCUGGACCAACUUUGACCGCGAGGAGAUUGAGGUGAAGGAACGCAUCGUGGAGGAGCUCGCCAAGAUGCUGGUGGCGGACGCGCUGCAGGACAUGGAGGGGGCGUGGCGGGAGCGGGAGCAGUCGUCGACGGCGUCGAUGGAAGAAGCGUAAUUUUUACAUUGUUAUUUUUUGUAAAGAAAGAGUAUUAUUGUCGCACGCGGAUUGCGCGGUGGCGUUUUGAACACGUUUAAUUUUGCUCAAUUUUAAGACAUGUUUGUAGUCGUUUUAGUACAUGUACUAGUGUUUAGAAAAAACCUUCAAGAGAUCUGAUUUGAAUGUGACUUACUAGCUGGUAGGACGUUUUUUAGGACCAUCCCGAAGCAGGGAUGCAUGCAUUUUUUACACUUAUCAAUAAAGCGUAGCUCAAAUAAAAUUAAUUAAUUAAAA